ACUUGGUCUCCAAUGGGCGUCCAAAAAAAUCUUUUAGGACCCACGUCAUAAACCUAUUUGCAUAAUUUGACGUGGCAAGUUAUUGUUGGACACGUUGGAAGAUACUGGGAACAGUAAAACUGGAAAAGAUGCAAACCUUAGCUACUUUUAUCAAGAACAUAGAGCAACGGAGUAUGUGAACAGUUAAACUCCCAAAAGACCAGGAAAAGAAGUGAUUGCUCUCAUGGCUUUUGCUGUUAAAUUCUCAACCAACCAUUGUUUAAACUCCCAUGAUCUUUUGCUUCCUUCGGAUUCAUCAAACCCAACCUCAAAGAUAUCACCAGUUUCUUCUCUAUCAACAAGAGAUGCUGGCCAUCACAUGAAGCUUAAGCACCCAUCAAGAGCAUCUGCUGAAGCACUAGAACCAGAUGUAUUUGCAGCUCUUGUUCCAAACAGUGCUGAUAAAUCACUGCAAAAAUUAAUAGAAAGAAUUCUGGCUGACGGCAGAUCAACCUAUCUCAACAUAAGCAAAAGGAAAACAGAUAAUUGAAGGCUUGAGUUUACUUUCUCAAUGAGACUGUAGUUUUUGGAGUUUCCAGGACAAUCUAGUUCUCAUUGAUUGUGAUUUAUCAGAGAAGUAGUCACAGCUGCCUUCAUCAGUUGGAAGAAUUCUUUUUUUUUUUUUUUCAGAAUAUUUAUUACUGUAUUGAAAACUGCUAUCUACAUCACUUCAUAUAUUACAGAAUGGAUAAUGUUUUUUUCAUGGUGAAAGAGAAAUAUCACUAUCAACAAGUAAGAGAAGCAGGAGCCGAAACCUGCUUCCAAAGCUUUAUCAUAGCAAAUCCCGUUACUGCACAAACCAUGGAAGCGAGGCUGAGUACUAGCAAGAUUACACACAAAACUGAAAUCUAGAAGUUUAUACUGAUCUUUCUAUUCAAUGCAUUGCAGAUACAUAUUUCACAGUACAUUCUCAUAUAUCAUGUCUGUAUCAAUAUUGCUGAUAAAUCAGACAUACAGAAUUCAACUA
This is a messenger RNA of Populus euphratica (Euphrates poplar), 1006 nucleotides long. RefSeq lists its product as uncharacterized. The record is from RefSeq and is a predicted model, not a curated record. Bases 224 to 529 code for a protein of 101 amino acids. NCBI's taxonomy places the organism in Eukaryota, Viridiplantae, Streptophyta, Magnoliopsida, Malpighiales, Salicaceae. The transcript has 3 exons.